Colossoma macropomum (tambaqui) is the source of this 6712-nucleotide messenger RNA. RefSeq names its product prostaglandin-endoperoxide synthase 1 (gene ptgs1). The record is from RefSeq and is a predicted model, not a curated record. NCBI's taxonomy places the organism in Eukaryota, Metazoa, Chordata, Actinopteri, Characiformes, Serrasalmidae. The coding region runs from base 441 to 2240 and encodes 599 amino acids. The transcript has 11 exons. Gene Ontology annotation, biological process: cyclooxygenase pathway; response to oxidative stress. Gene Ontology annotation, molecular function: peroxidase activity; heme binding; oxidoreductase activity, acting on single donors with incorporation of molecular oxygen, incorporation of two atoms of oxygen. Gene Ontology annotation, cellular component: cytoplasm; neuron projection.
AAGGUCUAAUUGUGCGGACAGCAUUGGUCACUACUGGUCGUUUUCACAUACUUAAAACACUUGGUGACAGUGAAACGCGGGGUGAAGCUGGUAAAAACGCUUGCAACUCGAUACACGUCUCGCAGUUUAAUCAUGAGCGCUCUGUUGGUGCCUGCGGGUCAGGGGCGGAGGAUCCCUUCAUAUCCGCUGUAGAGGAAAGUGUACCACUUCACAGCUGUUUUCUCGUCGAGUCUGGUUGGCAGGACGUCCCACGUUCAGCAUAACGUAAUCCACUUUCCCGUAAAGGCAUGCAGAGUCGAGUUUAACUAAGGCACAUGGAAGGUUUCUUGCCCUGCACUGCUUUGGAAUCAUUUUGAGUCAUUUUAAGUCAUUUUCAUUUCUCUUGACCCUCCAGGUCGAGUUUCUGCAGUUUUCAGGAGUUCGCUGUGUAUUAUCUUACAAUGAAAGUGAACCUGGUUCUUCUCCUUUGGGCAUGUACCAUGGUGCAGGAAUGGACUUUAUGCCUUGGUGAAGAGGAAAACUCGGUAAAAGCCAAAAAUGUGAAUCCUUGUUGCUACUACCCUUGUCAACACUGGGGCAUUUGUGUGAGAUACGGUCUGGAUAGUUACGAAUGUGACUGCACUAGAACAGGAUAUUAUGGAAAAAAUUGCACUAUUCCUGAGUUCUGGACCAGAGUCUAUGAGUUCCUGAGACCCAGCCCUGAUUUCACCCACUACAUCCUCACCCACUUCCACUGGUUAUGGGACAUCAUCAAUAAAACAUUCUUGAGGGACAUGCUUAUGCGAGUGGUUCUGACAGUGCGAUCCAACCUAAUCCCUAGCCCUCCUACCUUCAACUCCAAAUAUGACUACUUGAACUGGGAGACAUAUUCCAAUAACACUUACUACACUCGAAUCCUGCCACCAGUGCCACUGGACUGUCCAACACCUAUGGGGACUAAAGGGAAAAUGGAGCUCCCAGAUCCCAAGCUGUUGGUGGAGAAGUUCAUGUUGAGGCGGAAAUUCAGGCCGGACCCUCAGGGAACAAACCUGAUGUUUGCCUUUUUCGCUCAGCAUUUCACCCACCAGUUCUUUAAGACACACAAUCGCGUGGGGCUGGGCUUCACAAAAGCUCUCAGCCAUGGGGUGGAUGCUGGACAUAUCUAUGGAGAUAACCUUGCACGACAGCUAGAUCUUAGACUUCAUAAAGAUGGGAAGCUGAAGUACCAGAUCAUAAAGGGAGAGAUGUACCCACCUACAGUGGCAGAGGCAAAAGUGAGCAUGAGUUACCCUCAGUCAGUCCCUCCAGAAGAGCAGUUGGCCAUAGGCCAAGAGGUGUAUGGCCUGCUGCCAGGCUUAAGUAUGUAUGCCACCUUGUGGCUGCGCGAGCACAACCGUGUUUGUGACAUCCUGAAGAAAGAGCACCCUACCUGGGAAGACGAGCAACUGUUUCAGACAACCAGACUUAUUAUUAUAGGUGAGACUAUUCGGAUUGUGAUCGAAGACUACGUGCAGCACCUGAGCGGCUACCAUCUGAAGCUGAAAUUUGACCCGUCCUUACUCUUCCGCGUACAGUUCCAGUACCAGAAUCGCAUCGCUGUGGAGUUCAACCAACUCUACCACUGGCACCCACUCAUGCCUGACAGCUUCUUUAUUGACGGAGCUGAGAUCCCCUACUCUCAGUUCAUCUUUAACACCUCUAUCCUUACACAUUAUGGAGUGGAGAAACUGGUCCAUGCUUUCUCAACCCAACAAGCAGGGCAGAUUGGAGGUGGUCGUAAUAUCCCCCAGGUGGUGACCAGAGUAGCUGAAGGAGUUAUUAAAGAAUCCAGAGAACUUCGACUAAGGCCAUUCAAUGAGUAUCGGAAGAGAUUCAACCUGAAACCAUAUACAUCGUUCUCUGAAUUUACAGGUGAGAAAGAAAUUGCACGGGAGUUGGAGGAGCUCUAUGGAGACAUUGAUGCUCUGGAGUUCUAUCCAGCUCUGUUGCUGGAGAAAACCCGGCCUGACGCCAUAUUUGGAGAGAGCAUGGUGGAAAUGGGGGCACCAUUUUCUCUGAAAGGCCUUCUGGGAAAUCCCAUAUGUUCACCAGAGUACUGGAAGGCCAGUACGUUUGGGGGUCAAACGGGUUUUGACAUAGUCAACUCUGCAACACUGCAGAGGCUGGUUUGCCUCAAUACUAAAUGGUGCCCAUACGUGUCCUUCCAUGUUCCUCCAUCGGGCUCUCAUCAACACGAAAGUGGACCUCAUUCUGAAUUGUAGCCAAAAUGAAGAACAAGAGAUUCUACACCAGAUAGAACUGUGAUGUUAGAACUAUGCUGUCAGGAUUGCUCUGUCAGACUUCACCAAAUGUUUGUUUACAUAUUCUGCAGACAUAAUUCAUUGAGUUAAUAUUGUAGUCAUAUUCAACGAGUAUAUUGAAAUCUCUAAUACAGUUCUGGCCACCGUUAUGGGCACCCUUUUCUUUUUAUAUACAUUUACAGUAUCUUCAGAAAUAAAUGGAAAUAUACCAAAUUUUUAUCUUUAGAAUAUUUUAAUGGGUCUAAAGUUAUAAAACAUGUCUUUUCAACUUGUAGGAAGUGAUUUUAAACAAAACAUGACAUGGACAGUAUUAAUGGCACCCUUUCCUAAUAUUUUGUUGCGUACCCUUUAGCAUCCAUGACAGCCUCCAAACAUUUCUGGUAGCCAUGUACAAGCUUCUUGCACUGGUCUGCUGGUAGUUUUUUCCACUCCUCCACUGCAAACCUUUCAAGCUCUUGGAUGUUUGCAGUGUGUCUCUUCCCUAUGGCAGAUUUGAGCUGUCUCAAAAGAUUUUCAAUGGGGUUUAAUCAGGACGCAUUGCUGGCCAGUUUAAAACAGUCCACUUCUUCCUUCGCAACCAUUCUGUUGUGCUUUUUGAUGUGUGCUUUGGGUCUUUAUUAGGCUGGAGGACCCAUAAUCUUCGAUCCAGACCUAGCUGCUUUACACAAGGUAGCACAUUUCGCUCCUUGAUAAUCUUCCGAUCUCAUUAUUUCGCUAAUUCAGUUAAGGCCUUCAGUACCUGAGGCAGCAAAGCUGCCCAACAGCAUUAUGAAUCCACCACCAUGUUUGACUGUAGAUAGGGUGUUCUUCUGCUUAUAAACUUAAUUUCAUCUCCUAUAAACAAAUUGUUGGUCUGCAUAUCCAAAGAGCUCUAUUUUUGUUUGGUCUGUUCACAAAACAUUUGCCUAAAAGGAUUGCGGUUUGUCUUGGUACACUUUGGCAAAUUUGUAACAUCUGAAGAGCUACCUUUAGCUCCUUAGAUGUUACACGUGGUGUUUCUUCCAAGGUUCGCAGCAACCUUCGAAGACUUUUCUCACUGAUUUUCCUCUUUGACCCGCAUCCUAGGAGGUUCUUGACAGUUCCAUGAGCAAUAAACUUCUUAAUUACAUUACACCCUUUUCAAAGGACUUUGGAAAUGGCCUUGUACCCUUUACCAUUCUUGUGUUUGGAGACAAUAACACUACUGAUACUCUCAGACAGCUCCUUUGUGAAAAGGGAUCAGGGAAAGUAAAGUGGCCAUUUUAAGCGUUUAAGCCAUCAUUCAUUGGUUAAUUCAAGUCAUAUGAGCCCUUAUUUAUCACAGGUGAUUCUAAAUUCUAAUUAAUUACAGGUGAGUCUAAUACAGUCUAAUCUGAACGUAACUCAUCAUAAGGGUGCCCAUAACUUGUCAUGUCCAUAUUUCCAUUUUUAUACGUUUUUUAUUUUGUUGUAUAUUGACCAAAGAUGUUUCACAACACAUUUUUAUUUUAGGAAAUAUUGUGAUUUAUGUACUUAAAAUUCAGGGGUGCCAAAAAUGGUGGCCAGAACUAUACGUAGCAAGUGAGCUUCCUCAAGCUUGUUUAUGUAGAGCAAAGUAGAACAGAGAUGAAUGUAAUGAGAUGAGAUGAGAUAAAAGCUAGUUACCAAUGAAAAGGCCAGGUUUGGGACCAGUGUCCCCAAAGCACUAUAGUAUGAUCAUUAUGUUACAUGUCAUGUUGGAAGAAAGCCACCAUGAAGCAGCAGAAACAUCAAAGAGUAUAUGGUAAUGCUACUUAGAAGUUUUUUUUUGUUUUUUUUUGCAGUUGAACCCCUGAUAUUAGAGGUUUUAGUAAGAGUGAAGAAAAAAAACAUUUGUUUAUUGCUUGUUUUCAUGUGAGGCGGUCUGAUGGUGUUGAGGUCAGGGUUUUGGAGCCAUGCCCAGUAGUGAUUUUUUUUUUCUUUUUUUGGUAUAAGAACACAUGUGAAACACGUUGUAAAUCACUUACUUUACAGUCAGCUAUGAUGCUAAAGAUUUCCAACAUACUAUUAGCUGCUGUUAAUCACAGUUUUCCGUCCUGUUAAGCAGUAAUUAUUCAUGGAUGUCAAAAGUAUUCAUGUGUAGGAUGUUGAUUUUUGAUGAGUGAUAGCUGCCACUGAAUCAUGUUUAUCAGACGAUGCACUGAUCAGCUUCUUAAAUGUGAUCUGUCAGGACCAACAAUUUGUAUAAAUUUAACUGAAUGGUCAUUCAGGCGUUUUGGUCCUUUUAUUUCUCAAGCUGUCUGCAACUGCCCAUAAAAACCAAAGAGCUACUUGUGAUUAUCUACAGCUUGGGACAUCAUUUGAUGAUGUUUAUUUCUUUUUUUGUGUGUCUUUUGUGUUUUUUGUUCAUUUGAGAAUAUGUUACUGUAGUUAUUUCUUCACUUACAGUUUUUGUACAAUUGCCAACAAGCAUUUUCAGUACUAGAUUGUCUUUUUUCAACAAUCUUUAGCACAACUGCUGUUAGGACCAAACCAUGAAGUUUUUUCCAUGCUUGAAUACAAAAUACAUCACAGUUGAUCACAAGUGACCACAGUUUCCCAAAUCCUUUCAUUCACUUCUCACUCAGCCUUUAACAAAAAUGUAUAUUUCUGUAGCUCAGUUUGUAAAUAUUUGCAUAAACUGUUACAAAACACUGGAAUCUAAAAUGAAAAUAAACUGUUUAUCGAUUAGCUAAGUCACAAAUACUAUGUGAGACAAUGAAAUCUUCAAAAAGUAUAAUGGUUAUAGAGAAAACUGCUGACUGAAUGUAUGUAAAUAGGCCGUUUGCCAUCUGUGCUGAGAUCCUACCCAGGUGUUGACCAUCUAUAAAAAAAAGGUAUCUUUGACUUUUUUCUUUGCUAGAUAAUAUAAAAUAUCGGAUUUGUUAGUUUUUUAUCACUUUAUUUGUUAAUAUAGUGAAGAUGCACUGUUCUGUUUUGUUUUUCUGAUGUUAAAAACAUAACUAAGAAAAAAGGUUUUGUCAGUUUAACCUAUAUUAUUUCAUGUGGUAACAAGCAAUUUAACUGGUUUUAUUCAGCUCAGAUAAAUGCAUUUACUGAAUCAAUACAAAGCAAUAUUUUAGUUCAGAUGACCAAUAUCAAUAUUUUACCUCAAUUCAAACCUCAGUAACACUUCAAAUCAGUUUCUGCCCUGUUCUCUUUUUACAGUGAUGUUUACAUCAUCAGCCAAAGAAUACUAAACCAAUUACAAUGUGAAACAAAAUAACUCUUUAUUACUUCAUAGAUUUAAAUAAAAUAGUGGAUCUUCCAUGAUGUUAUUAGUUGUUUAGUUGUUAGUGUUUCUGAUGUGACUGUGCUUUAAUUGGCAAAGUGUUGUUGUUGAAGGAUCACUAGUGUUGAUGUUUUGAUAGAAUGAGUUUAUUUUGAGAUGUUUCUGCUGUGUUUUUGUAGCUGGUGAUCAUGUAGGCUAUAAAAUGAACCGUUUGGCCGCGCUGCAUAUUUCUGCAGAAAGAGGUCUGUGUUUCAAAAAGUAACCCUGGUACUGAUUAAUGCUUCUUAGCAAUUGUAAUAAGCUGUAAAUGAAAAAAGUCUUGCCAAUAAAAUUCAUAGAUUAUGGACCCUGAAAAAGUAUGUGUAGAAAGCAUUUUUCACAAAAACUGGUCUACAUCUCACUGCAGGUUUAAUUAUGUUUAACUCACCCUCAGGCUUCUGUGCAUAGAAUAUUUUCUCUGUAAAAUAUUCAUAUGUUUGAAAUUUGUUGCAGCUGUAUGUAUUUAAUUGCUACCUGGAAAAACAGUGUUUGGGAACAAAUAAGAUGUCAACACAAAGUUUUAUUAAUCGUUUCUCUGUAUUACAAAUGAAAAGAAAUGUUGGCUGGCACUGACAUGAAUUACAGGUAUGUUAAGACCGAUGUGUAAUAUUGAUAAAUAAACAUCACAGAAACAAUGAGUAGUGUCAGUAUAGCCUUUGGUAAAUGCAAAUGUAACAGUCAACGUUGGUGUGCACUAGAAAAAUUCUCCUAACUGCAAGAUUCAAGACAUCCUUUUCUCACUCAACCACCAUUAAUGAGAAUAGUACUACUUAUGAUUAUGAUUACUACUGAGCAUAUGAGUUAUGAUUGUCCUCUAAAAGCAGAAGUUCCAUCCAUGCUCUAUCACUACUGCAUUAAAGUGAAAGUGCUACAUUAAAACUUUAAUAAAACAGUUCUUUGUCAUUUCUGAAGUACAUGUACACACAAAACAACAACUUUAAAAAUGGUUUAAAAGUGAUAAUAUAUUCUUGGCAUUAGCAGAGAAUCCACAGCAACUGUUACCAUCAAGCCUGAUUAGAGAAUUUCCCAUAGGCUAUAUUUCAGUUUUGCUCCUCAGAAGAAGUAUCUCAUGAACUCAUUCUACAACCAGUGUUGUAAGAAACUUGAGAAGCAUAAAAACAACAGAAAGAGACAAAAAAAGUAACAGCACCUUUUUUAGGAGAAAAAAAGAAACCUUAGCAAAAGC